UUUCAAGAUACAUGUCGCUAUUUGGCCCUUUUCUCUACUUACAUCUCAACUUAUACAAUCAAAAGUAAGUCUAUCUGUUGAGCAAAUUAAUUAUAACUGCAAGCACCAUGUCCAAGAUUGUCACGUCGGGUAAUGAAAAGAAGACUGUGACUUUACAAGACGUUCAAGAUGCAUCCAUUAGGAUUGGUCCAUUCAUCAACCAUACGCCUGUAAUGACAUGCUCUACCCUCGACAAAAUGGCCGGAAAAUCACUUUUCUUUAAGUGUGAAAAUUUUCAAAAAACUGGAGCUUUUAAGUUCCGUGGAGCCAUGAAUGCUGUAAUAAGACUCACUGAAGGCAAAUCUCAAGAUAAUCUUCCAGAAGUGGUCACUUACAGUAGUGGAAACCAUGGACAGGGCGUUGCUCUUGCUGCCAUGAUUAAGGGCCUAAAGGCUCAUGUUGUAAUACCACAUUAUGCACCUGAUAUAAAGAAAUCUGCAAUUAGGGAUUAUGGAGCAAGGGUCAUAGACACUUAUGGACUUUCACAAGAGGAACAUGAGGAGGAAGCCAGGAAUGUCUUAGAACAGACUGGACCCAAUUCACACUUAGUUAGCCCAUGUGAAGAUGAGAGCAUCAUAGCAGGUCAGGGUACCAUGGCCCUUGAAUUGCUUCAGCAGGUGCCGGACAUCGAUGCCAUUAUUGCACCUGUGGGGAGUGGGGGAAUGGUGAGUGGUAUCUCCGUAGCAGCUAAAGGAAUCAAGCCUGGUAUAAAGAUAUUUGUAGCAGAACCAUUGCAAGCAAAUAAAUGUACAAAAUCGUUUGCAGCUGGCGAAAGAAUACUUCUUUCUGGUUAGUGUUAACCAAACAUGACAGGACCCUAUUCAAGGGGAAAAAGGGGUGAAAUUUUCAGAAUGGCCACUUUUAAUUAUUUUCUUUAAAGCUGGCAAACAAAAUUUGCAAAAUGCGCGAAAAUCGGUAUUAAACCGCAAAAUUAGGGAGAUUUCAAGACGGGGAAAAAAAAAGAAAGAAAGAGACUGCAAAGCCUAACAUAACCAACUUU
This is a messenger RNA of Exaiptasia diaphana, 1039 nucleotides long. Its product is annotated as serine racemase. Gene Ontology annotation, molecular function: threonine racemase activity; pyridoxal phosphate binding; L-serine ammonia-lyase activity. NCBI's taxonomy places the organism in Eukaryota, Metazoa, Cnidaria, Anthozoa, Actiniaria, Aiptasiidae. Gene Ontology annotation, biological process: L-serine metabolic process; pyruvate biosynthetic process; D-serine biosynthetic process. The record is from RefSeq and is a predicted model, not a curated record. The coding region runs from base 108 to 833 and encodes 241 amino acids. The transcript has 5 exons.